AUGGCUGCUGUGCAUGGUCCACUAGUACCUACCCACCCAUCCCCCUUUCGGAAUGCCCAGAGCGUUCCUCAUUCACGUAUGGGUUAUCAUCCCGCACCGUCGGCGCCACCCAAACCCCAAUCCACUCAACCUUCGACAAGACACUCUGACCCAUUCUAUGGUCACGAGCAGCCUUCGCGGUUGUGCGCCAGGUUUAUCACCCAUCUGUUUGCCUGUCCCGAAUACCCCCCAUCGUCUUCUAACUCUCAAGUCAAGCUCCCCCAUUUCAUCGCAUAUGCCCUCCACCGCACGAAGCUGCAUUCAUCUGUCACCUUCGCUGCUCUCGUCCUCCUCCAGCGAUUGAAGGCACGCUUCCCCACCGCUCGGGGAUCUUCGGGACACCGCCUGUUCGUAUCCGCAUUCAUGCUCGCGUCCAAGGUCAUCUGCGACGAUACUUACUCAAACAAAUCCUGGAGCAUCGUGGCCCAGGGUAUGUUCCAGCUCAGGGAGAUUAACCAGAUGGAACGCGAGAUGUGCCAGUACUUGGAGUGGGAGCUUAAUGUGGACCCAGUAACGCUGAGGGAGUUUGAGGAAAUGGUGAAGAAAGAUUUCGUAGGUCAAGGUCCCUACCCUACUUACAUACUACCCUCCUCAUCCAAGACCACGCCUCCUCCUACCACGAAUCCAUUCCCGCCUCCCCCAACCGCUUUGGCGCCUACUCCAUCGUAUGGUCAUCGUUACCCUUCUCCGCCAAAGCCCGCAUACCCUCCACCCAGCACGUAUAUUACCCCACCGACAACGCCAGACACGCCGUCGCCGAGUUAUUCUACAUCGACGUCCCCAGCUUCAACCGCAUCGCCACCAACACCACCAGGUAUGGAGGAUUGUACCGCCCGUAUAGUAUCGGCGUCAUCGUCGCCCGGUAUUCCAAAACACGAGCCCGUUCCAGUACCACCGCCAUCAAAACACAAGAUGUUCGCGUUCGCGUCGCCUGCUGUUUGGUGA
This is a messenger RNA of Suillus clintonianus, 984 nucleotides long. RefSeq lists its product as uncharacterized. Gene Ontology annotation, molecular function: cyclin-dependent protein serine/threonine kinase regulator activity; protein kinase binding. Gene Ontology annotation, cellular component: cyclin-dependent protein kinase holoenzyme complex; nucleus. The transcript is spliced from 2 exons. Bases 1 to 984 code for a protein of 327 amino acids. Gene Ontology annotation, biological process: regulation of cyclin-dependent protein serine/threonine kinase activity. Lineage: Eukaryota; Fungi; Basidiomycota; Agaricomycetes; Boletales; Suillaceae. The record is from RefSeq and is a predicted model, not a curated record.